GAUCUUCAUCUUUAUCUGAACUCUGUCCUAGUGCUGCUCCUCUCAUUCUGCCUUAUAAUCGUUGACGUCGCCACUCCUCGAUCUCACUUUGCUGCUUUAAUUUGUCAUCUUCAACCUCUUCCUUGCCUCGAUCGCUUUUCUUCAUUCAAAACUCUGAGUUUUCCACACAAUGGAAGUAGGAGCUGCUCUUAUAGCUUCUACCUUUGAAUGGUUAAUCAAUAAGUUGGAGUCCGAGGCCACUGAUUGGUUUGAAUCAAGAAAGGAGGCACGUGAUGCAUUAGAGAAUUGGAAAAAACUUUUGCCAAACAUACGCCAUGUUCUUGAAGAUGCAGAGAGGAAGCAAUUAACCAAUAAUGCUGUAAAGACAUGGCUUUCAGAGCUUAGAGACAUAGCUUAUGAUAUGGAAGAUGUCCUGCGCGGAGUCGAAGCUGAUGCACGGAGGCAAAAAUUGAAUUUAAAAACUUGUGAUCAAGCCAGCACCAGUAGAGCCAGAAAACUUAUCCCAACACCAUCAUGUUUCCCUGGUUGUAGCUGUAUUCCCGGUGAUUUCAAGGUUGAUCGGGAGAUUAUGUCCAAGAUAAAGGGCAUUACUGAUCAAUUGGAAAAGAUCAAGGAACGGAGAGAUGCAUUGAACCUGAAAAUUGAAGAUGGAACCAACAGGGCAGUUACACAAAGAACUCCCACUACUGGGGUGCCUGAAAGUCAUGUUUUUGGCCGGGAAAAGGAUAAGGAUGCUAUUCUUCAAAAGUUGUUAAUUAAUGAAGAUAGUACCAAAUGCUUUUCUGUGAUUCCCAUCGUUGGAAUGGGAGGAUUAGGGAAGACUACACUUGCCAGUCUUGUUUAUAAUGAUGAAAAAUUGCAAGGUGUGUUUGGGCCAAAAGCAUGGGUUUGUGUCUCUGACGAAUUUGAUGUUCUUCGAAUAGUAAUAUCUAUUUUGGAUCAAAUGAAUGUGAAAUAUGAUUCAAAAGAUCAUGCAGUGAUUCACAACAAGCUAAAAGAAAUGCUGUCUGGACAGAAGUUUUUACUUGUACUUGAUGAUGUUUGGAACAUCAACUAUCACCUCUGGAGCAGAUUACAAGGGCUUUUCAUGUCAGGAGCACCCGGAAGCAAAAUAAUUGUUACGACACGCGAUGAGACAGUCGCGGGAAGCAUGAGAGGAGAUGAUUGGGUUUAUCAUCUUGGUUUGUUUCCAGAUAAUGAGUGUUUGUCAUUAUUGGCCAGACAUGCACUAGAAAGAGAAAAUUUUGAUUCAUAUGGGAAUCUCAAAGGAAUUGGUGAAGAAAUAGUGAUAAAAUGCAAAGGUUUGCCUUUGGCUAUAACAACCAUUGGAGGGCUCCUUCGUGGUGAUCAGUUAAAUUCUAACAAAUGGAGAGAAGUAUUAAACAGUGAGAUAUGGAAAGUAUCAGAAGAGAGAGGUGGAGUUCUUCCAGCUUUGAGAUUGAGCUAUCAUCAUCUUCCUUCUCAUUUGAAACAAUGCUUCGCCUUUUGUGCUAUAUUUCCGAAUGAUUUUGAGCUUAAUGAGGGUAAUUUGGUGCAAUUGUGGAUGGCGCAAGGGUUUUUUCGACAACAUCAACAGAUAGAUGGAAUGAAGGAAAUGAAAAGCCUGGGUCAUCAAUACUUCCGUGAUUUGUUAUUGAGAUCAUUUUUUCAACGAUCACGUAGCAAUUCAUCACUCUUUGUCAUGCAUGACCUUGUGAUGGAGUUAGCCCGAGAUGUUGCUUCAGAAGCUUGCUGCCAACUAGAUAUGUUAGUCAACAAGAAACUAGAAGUCACUCGCCAUCUUUCAUUCUUUCCUGGUGAGUUUGAUACUUAUCAAAGAUUUAAAAUGAUGGAGAAAAUGAAGAGUUUGCGGACAUUUGUGCCAAUUACCCGACGAUAUGGAUUGCACUACUUAUCAAAUGAAGUGGUGCAUUAUUUGUUUUCAAGCUUGAAAUGCUUAAGGGUGUUGUCUUUCAAUGGUUAUCGCAUAGAGAAGGUUCCAGAUUCAAUUGGAGAUUUGAAGCUUUUAUGCUAUAUUAAUUUAUCUGGCACUCAAAUCCAAAGUCUACCUGAUACUGUGAGUUAUCUUAUAUACUUACAGACAUUGAUAUUGAGACAUUGUACGGUGCUUACUCAGUUGCCAAAGGAUAUCGUGAAUUUAGUUGACUUGCUUCAUCUUGAUAUUGCUUAUACAGAAGGUUUAAAGGAGUUACCAUCAGGAAUUGGUGGGCUGACAAAUCUUUUGACUCUACCCAAAUUUGUUCUUGGAGGUGGGUUGAGACUAGGAGAGUUGAAAAACUUGAAGCAACUUCAAGGCGAUCUACUCAUCUCAAAUCUACAUAAAGUCUCAGAUUUUCGAGAUGCCAGUGAAGCCAACCUUCAUGAGAUUGAGGGCCUUGAUAAGUUAAUCUUGCGAUGGACUAGUGAUUUCCAAACUUCACGAGAUGUAAACAAUGAAGAAAAGGUACUUUGUCAGCUGAAACCUCAUUGCAAUUUGAAGAAGUUUACAAUCGAGUUCUUUGGUGGACAAGAAUUUCCAUCUUGGAUAGGUGAUCCAUCAUUCUCCAAAUUGAAGUACCUACAACUAUAUUGUUGUCAAAACAUCACUUUAUUACCAUCCCUUGGGAAAUUACCCUUGCUAAAAGAAUUGAUCAUAGGAAACAUGCCUGAGUUUACUGGAGAUAACUCCUUUUCUGGUAGUUUUUCAUCACUAAAGAAGCUAACAUUGAAGGACUGUCCCAAGUUGAUUGGAAAAUUACCUAGCAACCUUCCUUUUCUCAAAGUUCUCGUGAUUGAAAAUUGUCCUCAAUUAAGUUGUUCACUACUGAGUCUCCCAUCACUUAGAGAGUUGAAAAUAAUAGAUUGCAAUGAGGCAGUUCUUAGGAACAUAAUGGAUGUCACUUGCCUCACCUUUUUGCAGAUUACGAGAAUUCCAAAACUUGCCUACUUGCAUAAAAGCAUAACACAGUUCUUGACCGCUAUUGAAAUAAUAUACAUUGAAGAAUGUUAUGAACUUACUUGCUUGUGGGAGGACGGAGCUAGCCUUGCCAGUCUUGAGUGUCUGAGGAUUGAGGAGUGCCCUCUACUUGUAUCGUUGUCAGACCUGCCUUUUAGUCUUAAAAUUUUGAGUUUAGAACGGUGUGAUAACCUUGAUUGCCUACCUAAUGAACUACAUGCUCUCACUUGCCUUGAGGAAUUGUCCAUACAAAAAUGCAACAAAUUUGCGCGCUUUCCAAGAACUGGCUUGCCAUUACAUCUCAAAAAGCUUCAGCUUGAGGAUUUGGUGGUUUUGGAGUCACUGCCUGAUGGAUUGAUGAAAAUAGGGGAUGGAGGCAACAAUAUGCUGCAACUUGAAGAAUUAGUCAUUAGAAGAUGUAAGCAGCUCAAAUCUUUUCCUAGAGACAAGUUACCCAGCACUCUAAAAAGGCUGAAAAUCGAAGAUUGUGAAAACUUAGAGUCCUUACCAGAGGGAGUGAAUCUUGAACAUUUGAAGAUUAACAAUCUCCCAUCUCUAAAGUGUUUUCCUAGUUCCAAAUUACCAAGUGCUCUUAAGAUGCUGAAAAUUAGCAAUUGCAAGCAAUUGGAGUCACUUCCAGAUAGGUUGUUGCAGGAUUGUACACAACUUAAAGAGAUGCGGAUUGAGCAUGUGGAAAAUCUCAAAAGCUUACCUAUUGACUUCAUGCACAACCUCAGCGGUCUUGUUGAAUUAGAGUUAUAUUCUUGUGAAGGUUUUGAGUGCUUGCCACAAAUGGACCCGUCGUCCGUCCCCAAUCUUAAAACUUUGAAGAUUGUGAAUUUGAAGAAUCUCAAGUCUUUACCCAAUGAGAUGUGCAACCUCACAUCCAUUCAAUGUUUAAUGAUAUGGUGUUGUCCAAGUAUCGCAUCCAUACCAGAAGGAGGUUUUCCUUUAAACCUAAUAACACUUGAAAUCAAUCGUGAAGGCUUGAGGCAGUCGAUGUUAGAGUGGGGCCUCGACAGACUUACCUCACUCGAAUCAUUUCAAAUUGGGGAGAUAUGUCUUCCGGAUAAUUUGCAGCUUCCGGAGUCUCUAAAAAGUCUUACUAUAAUGAAGAUGAGUAAUUUGAAAUCCAUACCAAAAGUCCUCCUUCAAAACCUCAAUUCUCUCGAGUGUUUACGUUUUUCUGGGUGCCCAAAGCUUCAAUCCUUGCCUAAGGAAGGCCUACCCACCUCACUUCAACAGUUCCAGCUCGAUGGUUGUCCGCUUCUAAAAGAACGGUGUUUGGAGGAGAAAGGAGUCUAUUGGCCUCGCAUUGCCAACAUCCCUUACAUUUGGCUUUUGAGCUAAAUUGGAGUCGGGUCAAUUUGGUGCAGGUCUUGCAGUUGGUAGGGAGUUUUCUGUCAUGCUUCAAUCUUAACCUAUUCAUGGUCCAUUUGUUUGCAAAAACAAAUUUGUAUUUUGAGAAAAGAUGUUUGAUAUAGAUUCUACCAGAUUCUAGUAUAUCUAUUGAAGUAUAACCUGGAUGAUUCAGCUUUCUGACAUGUGGGGUUUUGCCGUCGGUGUUGUGAGGGCUGCUGGUAGCUGGGGGUGGCAUGUAUGUGGAGGUGUUCAACAGAGGAGUCAUCCCUUUAGCCUAUAGUCAAGAAGAAAAAUAAAGAUGGGGACUGUAACACUUACUUGGAUGGCAUUUACCUCCUCUUCACCUACUUCACAAAACCCGAGUCAAUGGCAGUACUUGAGGAAACACUAAAAACAGAUGAUGAUGUUAUCCGGUCAUCCAGCUUCAAGGUUAGGAAGAGGAAGUAUUAGUUUAACCUCCCCUGUUCCCGUAA
Molecule: messenger RNA, 4770 nt
Organism: Rubroshorea leprosula
Lineage: Eukaryota; Viridiplantae; Streptophyta; Magnoliopsida; Malvales; Dipterocarpaceae
Source: the annotation of a GenBank genome assembly